Alexandromys fortis (reed vole) is the source of this 9791-nucleotide messenger RNA. RefSeq names its product LIF receptor subunit alpha (gene Lifr). Gene Ontology annotation, molecular function: ciliary neurotrophic factor receptor binding; cytokine binding; oncostatin-M receptor activity. The transcript has 20 exons. Bases 385 to 3789 code for a protein of 1134 amino acids. Gene Ontology annotation, cellular component: external side of plasma membrane; membrane; signaling receptor complex. The record is from RefSeq and is a predicted model, not a curated record. Gene Ontology annotation, biological process: cytokine-mediated signaling pathway; positive regulation of cell population proliferation. Lineage: Eukaryota; Metazoa; Chordata; Mammalia; Rodentia; Cricetidae.
AGUCCUUGGCCUUGGUGCAUCAGAUAAGUCACGGAGGAAAACAAACUCCCCUUGAAAGGUGUGUCUGCAGAGCCUUGUGACAGCGUGCCAGUGGCUCCUGUCCGGCACAUUUCGGAACUUUGCAAAAAUUAAUUGUGCUAAAGAGAACACCAUCAAACGCAUCCGGCACAGAGCGUAAACAUCUUCAAACCACGAUUCUGCGCUACAAAACCCUCUCCAACUAAUUUCAUUUAGUGCUUUACUCUGGAGGAACACCGAGGCCAAGUGAAACUGCGGAAAUAGGAACAAUGCACGGAGGAAAAAUCUCACCCCAUUAAGGGAUCCGUUUCUUCUCUGCACAAAUAAGCCCACCACGCCUCGGAGGCAAGACUAGAUGGCUCCAGGAUGUUCUCAGAAUGCCCCCGCGGGCCCUCAGGAGCUGAGAGAUCCCGCACCAAGAAGGAAGAGGACCUGAACGGCAGCGCCUUGGCCCUCGGGCAGUUUAGGACUGACGGCACAGCACAGACCAUGGGUGUUUACUCCUGGUGGAAGCAGCCAUCCUGGAUGGUGGGCAGUCAGAGAAGGAGAAUGACUCCAAACUUGCCAUGGCUCCUGUCGGCACUCACGCUUCUGCAUCUGACCGUGCAAGCAAGUAGUCUGAAGAGGGGAGCAAUUCAGAAUCUGAAAUGUACAACCAACAAUAUGCAAGUGUGGGACUGCACGUGGACAGAGCCCCUGGGGUUCAGCUCUGGAACUGUUAAAGAAGUUUGCGUUAGAGACAGGCUUCGUUCUUGUCAUCGAUUGGAGACAACAAACAUCAAAAUUGCAGCCCUUUCACCUGGUGAUCAUGAAGUAACAGUAAAUUACCUGAAUGGCUUCCAAAGUAAUUUCACCCUGAAUGAAAAAGAUGUUUCUUUCAUUCCAGAUGCUCCCGAGGUUUUGAGUUUGUCUGCUGACUUCGCGACCUCCACGUUACACCUGAAGUGGACCGACAAAGGCUCUGCCUUUCCGUACCCCUUGAAGGCCACCUGGGAAAUUAAGGUUCUACAGCAUCCGCGUAUGGAACCCAUAAAAUUAGCGUCCUUCAACACGACACUGAACGGUAGAGACACAGUUCACCAGUGGAACUGGACCUCUGAUCUGCCCCUGGAAUGCGCUCCUCACUCUGUGGGGAUCAGACGGUACAUCAACCAUCACCGUUUCUCCGGCUCUAAAAAGUGGAGUGCCUGGAGCCUCCUGAAGAACAUUUCUUGGACUCCUGAUUCCGAGACCAAUGUUUUUCCUCAAGACAAAGUGAUUCUUGCAGGCUCAGACAUAACAUUUUGUUGUGUCAGUCCAACAAAAGUGCUGUCAGGACAGAUUGGCAAGACAUUCUGUCCCCUUAUCCAUCUUUAUGGGGAAAACGUUGCGAUCCGUAUCCAGAACAUUUCCGUUUCUGAAAACAGUGGAACAAAUGUGGUUUUCACAACAGAAGAUAAUGUGUAUGGGACGGUUGUCUUUGCAGGCUAUCCACCCGACGUUCCUCAGAAACUGAAUUGUGAGACGCACGAUUUCAAAGAGAUUAUCUGCAGCUGGAAUCCGGGGAGGCCGACAGGGCUAGUGGGCCCACGAAAUACAGACUACAUUUUAUCUGAAAGCAUUUCGGGAAAAUCCGUCAUACUGAAAAGAUUUGAAACACUUACAAAUGAAAGCUGUCGUUUAACCUUCCAAAUGCUUCCCGACCAAGAAAUCUAUAACUUCACCCUGACCGGUCACAACCCACUGGGACGAGCAGAAUCAGUAAUAUUUAUCAACGUAACUGAAAGAGUUGCUCCUCAUGUGCCUGUUUCGUUGAAAGUGAAGGACAUCAAUUCAACAGUUGUUACACUUUCCUGGCAUUUGCCAGGAAAUUUUGCGACGAUUAAUCUCUUGUGUCAAGUUGAAAUUUGCAAAGCUAAUUCAGAACAAGAAGUGCGGAGUGCCACAAUCAAAGGAGCCGAGGAUUCAAGUUACCUUUUGGCUGUGGACAGAUUAAAUCCAUACACUGUGUACACUUUUCGGGUUCGUUGUUCUACUGAGACCUUCUGGAAGUGGAGCAAGUGGAGCAAUGGAAAGAGACAUUUGACCUCAGAAGCCACUCCUUUAAGGGGACCAGAUACUUGGAGAGAGUGGAGCUCCGACGGAAAAAACUUAAUUAUUUAUUGGAAGCCCUUGCCCAUUAGUGAAGCUAAUGGAAAGAUUCUUUCCUAUAAUGUAUCGUGCUCAUCAAAUGAGGAGACCCAGUCCCUUUCUGAGAUCCUCGAUCCUCAACACAGAGCAGAGAUGCAGCUGGAUAAAAACAACUACAUCAUCAGUGUGGUGGCAAAGAAUUCUGCUGGCCCAUCGCCACCUUCUAAAAUAGCCAGUAUGGAAAUCCCGAACGAUGACAUCAUAGUAGAACAAGCUGUUGGAAUGGGAAAGAGGAUCUUCCUCACCUGGCAUCCUGACCCCAACAUGACCUGUGACUACGUCAUUAAAUGGUGCAACUCGUCUCGUUCUGAGCCCUGCCUCAUGGACUGGAUAAAGGUUCCUUCAAACAGCACCAAGGCUGUAAUAGAAUCUGAUCAAUUUCAGCCAGGAGUGAGAUAUAAUUUUUACCUCUAUGGGUGCACUCCUCAGGGAUAUCAAUUGUUGCGUUCUAUAAUUGGAUACAUAGAAGAAUUAGCUCCAAUUGUGGCACCGAAUUUUACCGUGGAAGAUACGUCUGCAGAUUCGAUCUUGGUAAAAUGGGAAGACAUCCCUGUGGAAGAGCUCCGCGGCUUUUUAAGAGGGUAUUUAUUUUACUUCCAGAAAGGAGAGCGAGAUACACCUAAGACGAGGAGUUUCGAGCCGGGUCAUUCUGACAUCAAGCUGAAAAAUAUCACUGACAUAUCCCAGAAGACGCUGAGGAUUGCCGAUCUUCAGGGGAAAACCAGUUACCACCUGGUCCUGCGAGCCUACACGCAUGGCGGCCUGGGUCCAGAGAAGAGCAUGUUUGUAGUGACCAAGGAAAACUCUGUGGGGUUAAUUAUCGCCAUCCUCAUCCCAGUGGCCGUGGCUGUCACUGUUGGCGUGGUGACAAGCAUCCUGUGCUAUCGGAAGCGAGAAUGGAUUAAGGAGACGUUCUACCCUGAUAUUCCCAACCCAGAGAACUGUAAAGCCUUACAGUUCCAGAAGAGCCUCUGCGAGGGAAGCAGUGCUCUCAAAACAUUGGAAAUGAACCCCUGUACUCCAAAUAACGUUGAAGUUCUGGAAUCUCGAUCCAUCGUUCCUAAAAUAGAAGAUACAGAAAUAAUCUCCCCCGUGGCCGAGCGUCCUGCCGAGAGCUCUGAGCCGGACCCCGAGAACCACGUGGUUGUGUCUUACUGCCCACCCAUCAUCGAGGAGGAAAUAGCGAACCCCACAGCAGACGAAGCGGGAGGGACUUCCCAGGUCGUGUACAUCGAUGUUCAGUCCAUGUACCAGCCUCAGGCCAAGCCAGAGGAAGAGCAGGACAGUGACCCCGCGGUGGCGGCCGGCUAUAAGCCGCAGAUGCGCCUCCCCAUUAACUCUGCUGUGGAGGACACAGCCACUGAAGACGAAGCCGAUAAGGCUGCGGGCUACAGACCUCAGGCCAAUGUGAAUACUUGGAAUUUGGUCUCUCCAGAUUCCCCAAGGUCUACAGACAGCAACAGUGAAAUUGUCUCUUUUGGAAGUCCAUGCUCCAUCAAUUCCAGGCAGUUUUUGAUUCCUCCUAAAGAUGAUGACUCCCCUAAAUCUAACGGAGGCGGGUGGUCCUUCACAAACUUUUUCCAGAACAAACCAAACGACUAACCCAGCACCCUUUGCCCGUGCAGUCUGCCAUCUCAACGUCCCAGCAGUAGCUGGGGCAUUCAUUCCUGGAGGGACUCAGCGAAGGUGGAGAGCCAGAGACCUUCCCUCCGGGCAAGUGACACUAGAAGCGAGCUUUUAAUGUACCCUAAAAGCCCAAGUCCAGUGACUCGGAAACCUCAGCCACAGAAACUCAAGAUUUGAAGCUGUUUUUGAUUGAGCCAAAGAAUCCUCCAGAAGGAUUUCCCGACUAACUCUGCCUAGUUCGUAUAUGCAAAACAAAUCUCAACAACUGUCUGUUGUUACUGGUUUUCUCGUCUUUGUAUGUUAUGGAGUUCCAAGUGGAUUUACAGGCCAGGAAGAAAAAUGGACAAGUCAAAAUAACGCUACUUCGCCUGACAUUUACUGCGGUCUAGAGGAAAACCAAACACAGAUUUUAAAACUUUUACGAUGCCUCUAUCCUCAGCAUUUACAAAAGCGAGUCUAGUUUUUCAUGUAGCAGCCGCUAUCUGGUGUGUUCUGCUUGGUAGAGUGUACCGAUGUCUGUGCCUGUCUGGUAUUCCAGGUGACGGGGCGUGCUGAUUUCUCUGCCUACUGUAUAACGGUUACCAAACAGUUGUCUCAGGGGUACAAACUUGGAAAAACAAGUGUGACACUGACCAGCCAGAAUCAGAAUCACACUGUCCUGCUUUAGCAGGGUGUGAAAACCUUUUUCCUGUCAUGUCGCUGGCAUGCUGGCUUCCGUUGGGCAGCCCGUUGUCCUCAUGUUGGAAAUUUCUAGAACUAGCUCCAGAUUUUCUGUGCAUUUUUGUUUUGUGUUAUGGUGUCUGUUUUGUAAGAACAAAGUCAGCAUUAUUCACGAGUAUAUAGUUGUGAUGAGUUACUAUGUAAGAUGACUACUAAGAGCUAACUACUGGUGCGUGCUGACCCCAAGCUCUGAUACGGCUCUGCUCCCCUGAGAAGGUUUGCCAUCCACCUGACCAGUAGCGAAUGAUGAUCUUUGGGGUCUCUCGGUAGCUUUCUCCUGCUCACGAGCCCCAGCCCCUCCUCCUUCAGGCAAUUAGUGGUCCAGACUCUCAGACCCAAUCUUCACAUCCGUAAGCUUAAACCUAAAGGGAGAUCAUUUCUCCCCAGAGCAGCUAGUAAAUGGUGACUUUAAUAGAAGUCGUAACGCUUACGGAAUUGCUGGGUAGUGGCUGUGGUUGCUCUGUGAGCCAUGAAGAGCCGGGUCCGAGCACAGCACCCUCCAUCUAUCCUGGUUUCUCAUCAGCAAUGUGUACAGUGAAUGAGGGUCUCAGAAAAGCAGAGUAAAAACCUAAGUGUAUGUAUGCUGUGUGUUUGUGUUUGCUCUGCCCUUUAUUGUCAAGUGUGUAAGUAUGUGAGUUUGAAACACCUGAGUAGACGUUUGUUCUGUGUCAUCUGAAGUCCCCCAAACUGUGCAGAUAGUGUAUUGGUUUUUUAGUUCUUAAUCUCUUUUUACUUUUACUCCUUCCUUCCUUCCUUCCUUCCUUCCUUCCUUCCUUCCUUCCUUCCUUCCUUCCUUCCCUCCUUCCUUCCUACCUUCCUACCUUCCUUCCUUCCUUCCUUUCUUCCUUCCUUCCUUCCUUCCUUCCUUCCUUCCUUCCUUCCUUCCUUCCUUCCUACACGACCUCAUUAUGUAGCUCCAGCUGUCCAAGAACUCACUGUGUAGACCAGGCUGGCCCCAAACUCACAGAGAUCCACCUGCCUCUGCUUCCUGAGUGCUGGGAUUAAAGGCGUGCGCCACCAUGCCUGGUCUCAUAUUUUCUCUUUUAAAAAGUCAUGUGGAAAAAAAAAAUGCAGGAUGACAAGGGAUAAAGUCAGAUAAUGAGUGCAUGACCCUGUUUUUAACCCCAGGUUGCAGCUACAUUUUGGAGCUUCGUGAUACGAUGGUUUGUGGAGUGAAAGCAAUUAGUUAUGCAUUUAUAUAAUAAAUAAAAGGUAGAUAAUAACUCUUAGAAACUUUCAGUAAUGAAAACUAUUCCAAGCUAGCGUCAGCUCCCAACAGUUUAAUUUGUCCCUUGUGCCUUCCCUCUCUGGGUCCUUUCUUGACUCUCCACCCAGCCGCUCUGAGCCCUGGCUGCCGCCUCCCCUGCCACGCUGCCUCCUCCCGUGCCACAUCUUGUUAAUGCUCUGCUCUGCUCGCCUUCAGCCGAUGCCUCAUUCCCCACUGAAGCUCAUCCGUUUUCUCUUCCAUCUGAUGGGGGUGAGUGUCAGGGAAGGUAGUAGCUCAUCCCUCUGAACUACAUCAACCUGAGAACAUCAAAACAGGCCCCUUUCACGUGAGGGACAUUUAGAACGCUGCUCAUCCUACCCUGCCUCUGAAUUCCAGUCUCCAGGACCGCUAGGCCACUGAGAAGCGGGGGUACCCACAGAUCAUUUUAGGAAAACGUAGCUGGGGACUGAGGCUGAGGCCGAUAUCCUUGUCUUUUCCCAUUGGAUUGAAGACAGCAGCAUCCCCAGGCAGUGUUCUUAUCUCUGCAGUUCCUGCUGAGUUGUGCUCACAGAAGAAGCCUGGCAGGGAGAGGACAGGGGAGAAAGGGACGUGCAGGGCAUGUUUCUGUAAGCCUGUUUCACUCUGAUUCCCCUGUGAGCAGUGGAGAUGGGGGGGGGGUGUAUCAUAAUACUUGGGAGUGGCCAUUUUCAAUCUUUAAUUUAGUCUUAAAUACUUAACUCGGCUUUUGGCGUGAGAGCUGUGAGCUGUGUGCCACGUUAAUUAGCACUGCUGUGGCUUCCGAAUUCUCCCAGUCGUUGAACUGGCAGUGUCCUGGAUUUGAGAUGGUUGUACUGCGCAUCUAGAAAGUUGAGCGUGUGCCUAUGCUGUGUGAUAGAGGUGCUUUUGUUCCCGCUGCUGGCAACAGAAGCAGCCAUUCAUUGGGAAGCUGGAGGGAGGAAGUGUCAGGCUCGUUUUCCAUAUUAGCAUUGCUCCCAUGGUUCACGGAACUUGAAGGCUUGCAUUCAGAACACCGAGCACUGUCGUACUCAGCCAUGGCAGAAAGUCACAUUCUCAGACCUUGCAAGCUGAAGUCUUGUUAGAAAUUUCCCCUGCCCCAGUAAUUUAUCAAAUAUCACAGUCCUUUCUGUGUUAAUUAAAUGAAUGUAAUUUAGUGAAAAGCUUAGAGAAUUUCUCCUCUCAAUGGGAAUUCGAAAUCAAUGUUGUGGUAUUUUUUUUUUCAAUUAUAAAGUACCCCUUAAUAUGUCAAUAUGCAGAAAGUAUUAUCUCCAAGUUUCUUACUGCUUAGGCAUUUAAUCUGGUGAAACUUCUUUGUUUGCGCUAAGGCAACUUUUGCUGUUUCCUGUUUCAAACUGUGUUAGAAUUAGCGAAAUGCUUUCUCAAAGGAUUCUGGAAGUGUGAUCCUUGGCUUCCCAAGUGAAGAAGCAUGGGGAAAGGGUCCUUAGCUGCUAAUGCCAGGCACACAGCGGCAGCCCAGUGGCUGUGUGCAUGGAGUCCCUCCCGAGUGUUACAAACUCAGCAGAACUGUCUGGAUGCUAAAGAUUAAGAUGUAGCUCACAUAUAGCUGAGUGCUUUGAGUAUACGGUAGAAGCGGCCCCACAGUUGGAGGAAAAGCAGCAGGUAUUUCUUCAGACACCGUCAGCAUACUUGGAACCAUGUGGAGUUUGCUUUUAUCCAACGAGUUUCCCAUCUGGAGACGCGUUUGUACCAACCUAGCAUAUGUUACGGCGAGCCAUGUGUGUGAGCUUAAUUGAUUAACAGAAGAACUCGUUCUCUUUGUGAGAGAUCUCCAGACAUUUCCUCUGAACUGAUAUUUCUGCUGAGACAGCUUCAUGCUGCCAUACCUGUCUCCCUCUUGUACCCAAAGGCCGGGGGGUGGGGAGAAGUGUGGCCAAACUUACAGGACACUAAUCUUUUAGAUAUAACCCUAGAAUUGCUUUCAAAUUCAUUUCACCUGAAUCAUGAUUCUGCCCCAGUGCUAUUUAUACCGCUAAGGCCUCUCAGUUAAACUAGAGUCGUUACAUUUUUUUUUUACUCCUUUUCAAUUGCUGCUUUUAUCUUGGUAAAUUGCAUAAUCAUGUUCAUGCUGAUUAUAAUACAGAUGAAUUAUUUCUAAAUGCAGGCAUAAAGGAUGGAGAAUGGCAUUCAGCUGAGCAAUAUCAAGUUUUCUUUCAUCUGGUUAGAGUUUCUGGGGUUGUUAUUUGGUCUAAUUAGCCACAUGUUUCUAAUUAUGAUAUUAGAUUAUGACUGGAUCCCCUUGAUUUUAACUAGAGUAGUGCCUGUUCUCCUUGCAUCAUGAAUGAUAAUUUUUUUUUGUCCAAGGUGUAAAUAGAAUUUGCCGAAGUUAAAUUUUAACUGUGGUAUGCUUUUAUUAUAAAUAAACUGUAACGGAUUGCACAUUAACUAGAUAUAAACCCAUAAUAAUUUAUAUUACUUUCUGGUAGCUGGAACUGAAUCCCUUAGAAAUGAAAAAUAAAUGCUGAGAAAAAUUGAUGAGGAAAUGAAUGUUUAUUACAUUCAUAUGUGUCUUCAAGAUCACCCUUGUGCUAGUCAAUCAGAACUUUAGAAGAACUCAAACUAUUGCAGACUUUUUGCUGUACUUGUGCCUAAGAUAUUGGGUGUGUCUAAUUGGGCGACUACUUAAAGUUAUUCUGUUUCCUUAUGUGCACUUUUAUUGUUAAUUACUCCCUUUCAAAUGGGCAGUUUCAGCUUCUGGACCUGCUUCCAGAUAUUCCAGGAGCAUAUCCUCAAAUAUCGAAAUAUUUUUAGGUGAUCAUCCAGUCUUCCUCAAGUCAGGGACAACGUCGUACUUUGGCAGGUGCUCACAGAACAAAAUGAAUAACAGCUUUCAGAUGAGUCUUCCUGUCGGCUCCGCAGGCCGUCACCUGUCCUCUCCUGGUAGGCCGACUAUUAGCCGCUGUUCCUUCUGUUUAAUUUUCCUGCCAAUGUGUGAUGUAAGAAAGUAUGGAAUACCGCGGUGAAGCAUUGAAGAGAAAGCCCUGUUCAGCUCCUUAUGGUGGGGGAGGUAUGGUGGGGUACCCUGAGACGGAGCAACUGCUGAACUACAUCCCGUUCAGAGUCGUUCCAAAAAGAUUGUUCUGGAUAGAAACAGAUACCCAGAGUCUGAGAUGUUUCCAAUGUACAGGCAUCUUCAAAGGUAAUGUAAGCCAUCUACAAGUCCUCAGUGUUCCUAGAAAGAGGUUUUUUCCAAUUUUUUUAAACCAAACCUUUCAUUAGUUGAUCAUAAGCCAUUAUCCCUGUAACACUAAAGAAAUUGCCAUUUUUUCCUUUCAGAGUUGCAUUACCGUGCGUUACUGUUUACAAAAAUACACAUACUGUGAACAGAUAGUUUUUGUCUUUUAUAAGGUUUGUAGAGUGAAUGUUUUUUUUUUUUUCAAGAUGGUGUUAUGUUGAAUAGUUUUAGGUUUUUGUAAAUAGUAGCUGUUUACUAACUUUCGUUUGGUCAGGUGUGUCUGUGUAGCUGGGAGAAGAUAGACUUUACCGUUUCCUCAGUUUCCCCUUGCCGUUUCCUGUCGAGCCACCACUACAGACGUUUUUGUGUUCACAUAAGUGAUCGGUUAUGACGUGCAAUACUUAAAGUCAUGUUUCAUCCUCUACGGAAUCUUUUAAAAAUGCAUAUACGGGAAGCAAACCAGAUUGAUGUGUGUCUCCGUGACUCGCAGAAUUCUGACUUGCGUAUGGAAUAAAACAACACUCACAGAGAUUGCUAACCAAAGUAUUUCCAGCCUUGUGAAAUUUUGGAUAUGAUAUUGCUGUUAGAAUGAGAAAUCUGAACAUUUUAUAUCCUAAUUUCAGAAUUUAGCUUCCACGUCUUUUGGGAAACAUGAUUAUCACAAGAACAUAGAAUAUGUAAAUAACCUAUUACUAAGACACUAUAAAUAUCCUACUAGUAUUGCUUGGCUGUUAAUUCUAUAAAGAUGUUACCUAUGUCUGUUUUUAAAACAUGCAUGUAUUUAACAGUUUUAUCAUAGUAUUGUCAUGGAAAGAAAUAAAUAUAUUUUCUUACAUCUUA